AUGGAACAGUCAAGAGCUCAGUACGGGAGGAAGGGUAUCAAUAUGGGGAAUAUCAUCGGUGACCCCUUUGCCCUGGCUACGGUCUCCAUCUCCAUGCUUGCGUGGAUAAUCGCAUUCAUCAGCUCCAUCAUCGCGACGACACAGGUUACAAAUGACUCCGGUUCGUUUCCGCCUUUUGCAUGGUGGACAGUCGUCUACAUGUCCUUCGUCAUCGCUGGCGUCUUCGUCGUCGUUGCCUCUGACACAGCGCAAACCUAUCACGUCGCUCUCACGGGAUACCUAGGGGCCGCAUUAGCCCUGAACUCGCUGACCAUUCACUCCCUCAUCUACUCCGCCAACGGAGCCCGCCAGGCUGCCGGUGCUGGCUUCAUUCUAAUGGCUAUGGUUACCAUUGUCUGGAUCUUCUACUUCGGCUCCGCCCCUUCAGCAAAGCCGCGCGCCUACCUCGACUCCUUCGCCCUCCAGAAGGAGUCUCAUAGUCGACAGAUGAUGUACGGAGGCGGCCGACCCGAAACCUCGACCUCGGUGCAACCUCCGCAGAUGUACACCUCGGCGCAGCUCAACGGCUUCGAGAACCCGUCUCCUGUUCAGGGCAUAUCCACCACCCAGGCUCGCAACUCAGUCGUGGCGCCAACUUUCAACGCCACCCCACCAGCUACGAAAGGUCCCGGCCAAGACCAGGAGGUAGUGCCGCCCACCGAGUAUCCUUACCGCGCGAAGGCCAUUUACAGCUACGAGGCCAACCCCGACGAUGCGAACGAGAUUUCCUUCUCCAAGCAUGAGAUCUUGGAGGUGAGCGACGUAAGCGGACGGUGGUGGCAGGCGCGCAAGGAGACGGGCGAGACGGGUAUCGCACCAAGCAACUACCUGAUCCUAUUAUAA
This is a messenger RNA of Colletotrichum graminicola M1.001, 882 nucleotides long. RefSeq names its product SH3 domain-containing protein. Gene Ontology annotation, molecular function: protein binding. Lineage: Eukaryota; Fungi; Ascomycota; Sordariomycetes; Glomerellales; Glomerellaceae. The record is from RefSeq and is a predicted model, not a curated record. Bases 1 to 882 code for a protein of 293 amino acids. The transcript is spliced from 3 exons.